UUUAAAUGUUGCUUUAAUCUUUUCGAUCGUGGGAGCUCGUGUAUAAAGCGAAGGGUAGAAAUGGGAUCAAGGACUCCCGGGGACACAACCAAACCCAUGCCUGUCGGUAUCUGAGGUCCUUGUGGCGCGGAUUUAUUGCUUUAAAGGAGAGAGCAUAAGAUUUGGUUUUGCUUUGUUUCUAUGGCCAAAUGCCGGAAUUAGAAAUGUUUUCCAAGUGCGCCUGAAGCUGUAUUGGCUCGGGUGCCCAAUGGAACAAGCACUGGCAGCGGUGCGUGCACCGAAGAAAGCACGGAGACUGAGCAGAUCUUUGGGCCUUUGCAUGAUGUGCCGUCGUAGUUCCGUGCAGAGGAACUGAAUGACUCACAAAUCCCCGUGACUCACGCAGUCUCUCCCCACCGCGUGGGGCCCCACAAACAGGGGUGGUUCUCCCGCGAUCCAUCAGUAAGAACGAUGGACAGGCUGUCUUUCCAGUACACACACCGCCUCCACUCUAGCUAGCUUCCCAAACUGGGGUCCAGACGCCCCCUCUCAGUAGCGUUGACCUUCUGCUAGCCCAGGAGUCCAAGGCCAAGGACUUUGUUCCCAGGUCCGCUUCCAGGUUCUAGAGUCCAUACCUUCUCAGCGGUCCACCUCGUUACCCAGCGCUCCUCCCCACCCUCCUCCCGAAGGAGCGCGCAGGGGCGGGGCGAAGCUUCUCUGGGUGGGGGAGGGCACGUCUUGCUUAGCUUGCCAUCGGCGGAGAGCUACCGUUCAGCGAAGGGCAAUUAGAAGCUGGAAUCUACCAAAACCCGAGAGAAGAAUCUACUAACAAGUCUGAACAUUACCAUCAUGGCUUCAGAGCCUCCUCAUGAAGAAAAACAACCUAAAAUGCCACACUUACCACCAGACAAACAGAGCCUGCUGUUUUGUCCCAAAUCAAAGGUCCAUAUCCACAGAGGAGAGAUCUCAAAGAUCAUCCGUGAGUGUAAAGAAGAGAGUUUCUGGAAGAGAGCUCUCCCUUCGGCCUUGGUAGGAAUGCUUAUUACUCAAGGACUUGUCCACAAAGGUUACUUAGCAUCAAACCCAAGGUUUGGAUCAUUGCCGAAAGUAGCACUUGCUGGUAUCUUGGGAUUUGGCUUGGGGAAGGUGUCAUACAUAGGAGCAUGCCAAAAUAAAUUUCACACCAUAGAAUUCGAACUACGUGGGGCAGGUUUUGGUCCAGGCCAUAACAGACACUGCCUCCAGACCUGUGAAAAUUGCAAAAUAAAGCAUGAAUUGAAUCAGAAGAGCGGUUCUCAGGCCUCUGCUUCCUAAGCUGAUGUCUGUGCCUUCAGAGCCUCCCCAGGCCUUUGAAUUUGUAUGUAUUUCAUGUUCCCUUUGUACCUUCACAUGAGAUGUGUCUACCAAGCUGGAAUGAAAUGGAUGCUGCUCUCCACUCGUCAAUACUCAUGUUUUGUACAUGUAAUCCUGUUAUUAAAUCUUACUAUAAUGAGGUCCUCACCUGAAAUAUAAAGCUUUUUAUCUGAGUGUUGUAGUUUUUUCUGUUAUUUUUAAAGUAUGUUGGACCAAGAUCUAAUGAGAUGAGAUCUUCCCAAGACUUCCUCUGUCCCAUAUUGCUCCAGCUCUCAACAACUCUGAUGAAAUGGCAAAGAAGAUGUGAUAGGACUGUGUAAAGAGAUGUGGGGAGGCUCAAGGUGGUGAUUAGGCAGCAGAAGGAAAAGGGUAGGAGGUGCCUUUUAAGACCUGAGAACAUGGAUUUUUUUUAUUUAAGCCAGCGGGUGUGUUCUGUUUGGAAAGAACACAGUGUGAAUGUAUUGGACUCUGGACUUUUUAAAUGAUUUUGUGGCACAAUAAUAGGGUAGUGUUUUAGAAGUGACUUUUCUCUGUCCUGAUUUGAACUUUUGAAAAAGUUUAUUCUCUUUGGAUAACCUACUUAAUGAUAUUAUGUCCCAUCCAGUGCUUGAGCUGCCAUCUGUCAGUAAACUCUCACUUCAUUACAUUGCUAAUGGACUGGAAGGGUUAAAAAUAACUUCCAAAAUAUUUAACUUCUUUCCAAGGAAGUAAUCUAGGUCCUGGAGGAAAUACCACAAGAAUUACUUCCUUCUUCCAAUCAUCUUUAGAUUCUCUUGCUGGGUUCUUAGAAUACACAGAAUAGAGUGGCUUCUUCUGAGAGGUAUUUUAGCUUAAGACUAUGUUCUCUUGGCUGUGAUUCUUCAUGAAAGGUUCAGUUUUUCAUGUUAGUAUCUGUUUUCAUUUAAUAAUGCAUCUUGAUAUCUUCACCACAAAGACAGAAAAACUUUAUCCAGCUUUAAUGAUCUGUUUAAUAUGGUAUUUUAGAACAGAGGGAAAAACGUUGAACAGAUAUUUUGAAACAACCAAGGCACCUUUAUAGAAUGUAACUGUUUUUUUGGUAAAUAAAGCUCUUCAAAUCAGAA
Molecule: messenger RNA, 2414 nt
Organism: Monodelphis domestica (gray short-tailed opossum)
Lineage: Eukaryota; Metazoa; Chordata; Mammalia; Didelphimorphia; Didelphidae
Gene: OCIAD2
Product: OCIA domain containing 2
Cellular component (GO): mitochondrial inner membrane
Source: RefSeq, a predicted model, not a curated record